This is a messenger RNA of Polychytrium aggregatum, 961 nucleotides long. Its product is annotated as E2F-associated phosphoprotein-domain-containing protein. The transcript has 5 exons. Gene Ontology annotation, biological process: positive regulation of cell population proliferation. Bases 172 to 816 code for a protein of 214 amino acids. The record is from RefSeq and is a predicted model, not a curated record. Gene Ontology annotation, cellular component: nucleus. NCBI's taxonomy places the organism in Eukaryota, Fungi, Chytridiomycota, Chytridiomycetes, Polychytriales.
GUGACUCGGGCCGCAGUCGCUGAAAUCGGGCGUGUCGCCCCGCUCAGGCUCUGUCCUGUUCAUGCCUGGUCCAGGACGGCCGCCAGAGAUCGCCCUGCCUGCAUCAAAGCCUCUGUCGUCGAGAGCAAGCACCGCUCCUCCAGCAAAGUUCUCUCCUUCCGUAUCGCUCCAAUGCAGCCUGACCCGAUGCCCAUCGAUCCCGACGACGACCCCGACCUCCACGAGGAUAUCGACGAGGGCGACGACAACGGUCUGUGGCUCACAGACGACGAGGACGAAGCUGAGCCGGGAGAUGAAAGCAUAUCCAGCUCCUCCGACUCGGAGUACGAACAGGACGAUGGAGGCACCCGGCAAAAGCCGUACAAGUACAAAGUUCCGCGAGGUCCAGACAUUCUAUAUGAUCCGAUUGCGGACGAACUCGAUGAGCAAUGGAUGGCCCGGCUCCAGAAUUCAGUACCGACCGGGAGACCAUCCUCGGCCAGACGGACGACCGAUGCGACCUUAACCUGCCCAAUGUGCUUCAGCAUCCUGUGUUUGGACUGUCAGAGGCACGAUCGGUAUCACAAUCAGUUUAGGGCCAUGUUUGUGCAGAACUGUCGAGUAGUGACGACCGAGCGUCUGAGGUUCCAGGGCCGCGGGUCUGUCUCGAAACAACGGUCUCGGAAGCCACCCAGCGAGAACAGCGCCGACUCUCCGUCUGGAAGCAUACUUUGCGAAAACACAUACCACCCAGUGCGGUGCUCGGUAUGUGAGACCGAGGUGGCGGUCUAUGACCACGAGGAGGUCUUUCAUUUUUUCAAUGCCAUUGCCUCUUGAGUGCUGACUGGGCACCCAGGCGGGCCGCUCGAUGGGCCUGGACACCCACACACCUGGACGCUUGGAUCCUCGGGGUUGCGUCGUGUCGAGAUCGAAUCUUUCUGUUGCCACCAAAGUACAUCCGUCACUGGCUCUGCGUUCCGAA